UCCGCCGGCACAGUAAAUUCUCGCUCUCCCCCCACCAUCCUUCUGUCUCAACCUUCCUCUUUGGGAUUCUCCUGUGGGUCUCCCCCGGUCUGCGCGACCACCGAUUUCGGCCUCUCUCCAGCGAUGGGGAGAAGCGCUUCUCCUCCCGCCGGCGCUCAUUUCUUCUUGGUGUCCGUCUUCGUCUUUGCCGUGCUCUGGUCUCCUGUCCUUGCCGGCGGCGCGGAGGCGAGCAAUGCGACGGAUGCCUCGACGUCGGGAUCGGGGAAGGAAGGCAGCUUCGCGGACAUCAUCGAUUGGGCUCUCCAGAAGGAAUUCUCGGAGAGCGAGCAGAGCGUUGGAGUUAUGUGGGGGCAAAAUUUCUGAGGGGGUCUUUGUUGGCGCACUCUUGUCUAUGUCUUCAACAGCUCUGGUUUUGAAGUUCUUAAUGGAGAGAAAUGGUAUUAAUGCCCUUCAUGGUCAAGUCAUAGUUGGCACCCUUAUAUUCCAGGAUUGUGCUGUUGGCCUGCUUUUUGCACUACUUCCAGUUUUGGGUGGCACUUCCAGUAUUUUUCACGGAGCGAUUUCAAUGACCAAGUCGUUGAUUGUGCUAUGUACAUUCCUGGCUAUUCUAUCCAUGCUAUCCUGUGCUUGUGUGCCUUGGUUUCUGAAGCUGAUGAUGAAUCUUUCCUUCCAGACCAAUGAGCUCUAUCAGUUGGCAUCUGUUGCUUUCUGUUUACUCGUAGCAUGGUGUAGUGACAAGUUGGGCCCGAGCCAUGAAUUGGGUUCUUUUGCUGCUGGUGUGAUGAUAUCAACAACUGAUCUUUCACAGCAUACCCUUGAACAGGUUGAACCCAAUAUUAGCUUCUUUGCUGCUCUUUUUCUUGCUAGCAUUGGAAUGCUUAUUCAUGUCCAUUUCCUUUGGAACCAUGUGGAUAUUUUCCUGGCAGCUGUAAUUUUGGUGAUUAUUAUAAAGACAAUAGUGGUUACAGUAGUUGUGAAGGGAUUUGGCUACAGUAACAAGACAUUAGUUUUUGUUGCCAUGUCUCUGGCACAGAUAGGUGAAUUUGCUUUUGUUCUUUUAAGUUACGCGUUAAUUCUUCAUCUAGUUGAGGUCAGGUUAUUGUUGUUAUUUUUACUUCUUCCAUAGUAAAGCUAAUGCAUCUGGGAUAGGUGCCUGUGUUACUGUAGAAGAGACUGGAAUAGAUACCCAUGUUACUGUAGAAAAGACUACACUGUGAUUGAUCAAUGCAGGCACUUAUCAUAGGGGCUAUUAAUCGGUGUUCCCUGGAUGGUGGAGGUAUAGACAAGCUGGACAUGAGUGAGGUAACUAAUGCUGGAGCUCAGCUUGAAAUUAUGCAUGGUCAACACAGUCUUGGCUUGAGCUCGUCACUAGCUAGAGAGGCCAAUCUCAACCUUAGGUCUUCUGUCAUCGGACUUGAGCUCUGCUUGUUCCAGCUCUUUAAAGGUUGAGAAAGGGGGAUAUGCAGCGGAGGCCAGAGGCAAGCUUUGGGAUAGCACAAGUCCUGAGGAAAGAAUUAAGAGAAUUGCUAUAGAAAAGCCCAAGAUUAAUGACAAUGUGUCUAGAAAAUCGAAGAAGAAGACCAAGGAAUAGAGUUAGAGAUCCGAUGAUCGAUGGCUUAAUCAUAUUGGAGGGUGAGCCCUAUAACGGAUGCAUCACUAGGGAAGUGACUGGAGUCGCAUCAUAAUCAUGAGGCCCCAUAGCUGCUGUGAAGGACAGGAUAAGGACAUGGUGGCGAGAGAACAGAAAAGGACAGAGAGGGAAUUAUCAGUGGAACAAGGAACCUAUAUUGAUGCAAACCCUAGCCGUUUUGUUUUUUAAACCAUAUGUUUUGGUCUAGCAGCUAUGACGCUUCAUGAUAAGCAUUCUGGCCAUUAGAUUAGCAUCUGUUGGCCGGCUUACAUGCUACCAUAAACGAAAUCUAUUGAUAUUUUUAGCAAAUAAAUAUACGAAUUAAUUUUUUAAUAAUAA
Elaeis guineensis (African oil palm) is the source of this 1969-nucleotide messenger RNA. Lineage: Eukaryota; Viridiplantae; Streptophyta; Magnoliopsida; Arecales; Arecaceae. The record is from RefSeq and is a predicted model, not a curated record.